Hibiscus syriacus is the source of this 1827-nucleotide messenger RNA. RefSeq lists its product as uncharacterized. The coding region runs from base 378 to 1271 and encodes 297 amino acids. Gene Ontology annotation, cellular component: plasma membrane. The record is from RefSeq and is a predicted model, not a curated record. NCBI's taxonomy places the organism in Eukaryota, Viridiplantae, Streptophyta, Magnoliopsida, Malvales, Malvaceae. The transcript is spliced from 7 exons.
CUCGCUUCACUACUUGUGGCUUUCUGGAUCCAAUGAGUAGUGGCAAAGAGCAUUGUAUUCUUUUGAACGCCGGUGACGCGUGUUCCUACACGCUCCUCCAGACUGAGCGUGGCCUUGUCUUGGACGUUGCUUUUGCUGAUAUUGACUCGCGCCAUAGGCAGCAGUCAACAGAUGGCCAUUUUUUGAGGAUAUUAAUAUAAUUUCAGCAAUAUCCCACUGAAUAAGGGACUUCAAAAACAGUCCGGAAAUUAGAUCCUUUUUAACCACCGAUAAACCAAAAAAGCUUUAUGCCUUUAAUUUCUUCGUAUAAAUUUUCUCUUUAUUUAUUACUAUUAUUAUUUAUGUUUUAGCUCCCUAUUAAGAAUUACCCCCAGAAAAUGGCAGAGAAUUCGAUUCGUUGUUGGCUUUCCAGCUCGAUUCUAAGUAUUUUCACCCUCUUUUCUUGUUUAUUUGGACAUUGUAAUUCGGUUGAGCAACUUGGUAGAUAUGAUACCUUUACGGUUUCAAGCUUCAAUUACCCAGAAACCCAGAUGAGACCUUUUGACAUGCGUUAUGUAAGAGUUGAUUUACCCCUAUGGUUCUCUUCAAUGUCAAUAGCACUGAAGACGAGUGUCAAUCUUGAUAUAAACAGCAUCGAAAAAAUUCCUAGAAAUGUGCUUCCGAUGAUGUGCUUCAGAUAUGGCAGCCUCCCGUUACCAGAUGUCUUGAGCAGUUCAAUGAAAGUUGCACUAUCUAACAGAUCUUUUGAAGGAAUACAAUUACUUCAAAUUUCGGAGCAGUGCUAUCCUGUUCCAAGAAAUCUGACAAUGAAGUUGACGAACGAGCAGAUAUCUGCUGGGGUUUUGUAUUUUGGUCUUUUCAAUGGUUUUGGGCCUACAAGAACACAGUUGAAGAUGAUAGUUCAGAUCCCUGCUUACUCCUUUGCAGCCAAUAUAAGCGUGGAAGGAUGUACCAACUCAUUAAUGCAAGGACAGUACUGCAACCAAAAUAUUGAAAUGCUUUCUUGUGGUCGAUCUGGUAAUGGUUCAAGAAAUGGUUCAGUAUCUGUCUUCAAUCAAAGCAUGGUUAUGUGCAGGAACAAUUUUGAGACCUCUUGCCUCGGGGAUGGAGAAAUGAAAAUCUAUGCCUUAGAGAGACUACAGAUAGCCGAAUCCUUAACACUUUCAAUACAAAAUCCAAGGUUAAGGCCCCUGAACAGCACUGAGAAUAGUAGCAGAGUUGACUUAAUGUGCUUUGCUCGUUACGGUGCAAUGGUCAGCUACCCUACAUGACUAUUCUGGUAACCUAAACCAGUCCCCUCUGGUUAUUCGCUUCCCAAAGGUUGGUCUCUGGUAUUUUUCUAUUAUAGCCCUCAACCUGUCAAAGGAACUUGGAGGGGCUCCCAGUAAUGCUUCAAAUAUUUGCUAUUCCCUGGAACUGAAAGAGCUUGAAUGUCCUUCGGGAAAGGCUGGACCAAACUGUUCGUCUGAAAGAUACAUGCUUCAGACUGUUGUCAGGAAAUAUUCCGCCCCUUUUGAAUCCUAUUAUAUGCCAGAUGGUGGGAACCUGAUGUCAGAUGCUACCAAUUUUCAGCUCGAGCCCCUUUUAAGCAACUACUCAAUUGGAGAACUAGAUACCUGGACAUAUUUUCUUCUAAAUGUUCCUCGAGGUGCAGCUGGUGGAAAUAUCCAUGUUCGGCUAAUGUCAGAUAGAAGGAUAAAUUAUGAAAUAUAUGUUAGAAAUGGUGGAUUGCCAUCACAUGUUAAUUGGGAUUAUUAUUAUGUAAAUGAGACAAACAGUAGUAACUCCAUGUUUUUUGAAUUAUACAAUUCAAGUGAUGAAAAGGUC